AUGAUGAUUGUCAAAGCUGUAACAGGAUUAUUGUUAACGUUCGUUUUCGUUUGUGAUAGUCAACUUUUGACGCCAGAUCAAUUACGUGAAAAACAUGACUUGGGUUAUGGAGCUCGAACACAUUACGAAAUGUCCGGAAGUCGACGAACAGAUAUGUUCGGUCGUGUCAAUCCUGAUUAUUUACUUCGCGGUAAGCGCAUUAUUCAUUUUUCAAAUCAAAACUCAUUGGAAUGUCCUCCUGUUUUGUACAUAGGUUUCUUUCCAUUUUGGUCAAUCGUUUUGAUUCUCUUUGCAUUAGUAUUCUUAGCAAUAGCCGUUAUUGGUAUCAUUGGACAUUUACUAGGAUGUCGUCGGCCGACUCCGGAAGAAAUCUAUGCGAAAGAUUUCGAACAAUUAACACCAGACGAUGAAUUUCUCUUGGGUGCUGGUGGUGUUACAGAAGUUGAUGAAACAAAACCAUCUCCGCCAAUUGAUUAUCUCAAUAGUAAUCAACAAGAUUUUCGGUACAAUUCCUCCCCGACAGGAGAACGAACACGAGUCGGACAAAGUGAUGAAGACAUGGUGUGA
This is a messenger RNA of Adineta ricciae, 567 nucleotides long. NCBI's taxonomy places the organism in Eukaryota, Metazoa, Rotifera, Eurotatoria, Adinetida, Adinetidae. The record is from the annotation of a GenBank genome assembly.